UCACCAUGCUAUAGCAAAAUACUAACCCACCACCUCAAAUAAGAGAGAAAUGACAGAUUACUCAAGAACCUUACAUUGUUCCGGAUAAGUCUAGCUCCUUCAGCAAACUUUAGAGUGUUCAGUGUCUCCAUAGCGCAGCUGCAACAAAGAGAGGAUUGAGUUUCCACCAAGCGAGUCCUGCAUAAGUUUCAAGAAUUACAUCACAUCACUGCAAACACAAUAUUGCUCAAGGAAGGCAGAUGGAUUCAAGGUCAACCUGUAGAAGAACCAGAGGUACCAAUCUUUGUUGAACAGCCUGCAGCUAAUCAAUCUCCUAUUGUUUCCCUCCCUGAACUUUUGGGAUGAUAGGACAACCCAGACAAUGAGUUGUUGGAAUCGAGCGGGGAUGGUGUUACAUGGGCUGCCCUAACUGUGUGUAUAAACCCAUAGAAAGGCAGGGCCAAUAUUUCUGUGUCCAAUGCAACAAGACUACACCAAUCAAAGCUGCUAAAUACCGUGUCCAGCUUGAGGUACAAGAGAAUUCCAGCUCAGCGACCUUUGUCGUGUUUGAGUAUGAAGCUAAACGCUUCUUUGGAAUCAGUGGUAAUGGACUUUUCAAUUAAGUGUGGACAAAAUACUGAUUCACCUCCUGAAGAACUCUUGAAGCUACUGGAUGUCACUAAGCAAUUCCAUGUGAAAUUCAAGAUAAACACUUACAAUGAUGCUCAAGCUGAUUUCAGUGUGGUGAAAAUACUGUAUUCCAUAACACAGGGUGGGGAGCCUCGUUGUUGCUGACCUUGUCCAUGGUUCUGAUGGAUUGAGGAACACAUACUUGUCACCACCAAAUGCAAAGAAAAGUGAGAAGAAUGCUGCUGAAUUUUUAGUUGACAAGGCCUCUGAGUUCCCUGGGGAAGUAUCUGUACUUGCAGUCUUUAUAAAAAGGGCAUCUCUUUGAUCAGGCGAUAAAAAGGGACUACUCAUUUGCUAGCAAAGUGAAGAAAAUUGUAGUUCUUGGAGGAGCCUUCGUUGCUCUGGGAAAUGUAAACCCUGCUGCUGAAGCCAAUAUAUAUGGAGAUCCAGAAGCAGCAGACGUUGUAUUUACAUCUGGGGCAGAUAUUGUUAUAGUUGGAAUUAAUAUCACAACUAAGUUAAAUUUAUGGAUGCCAACCAUACUGAGUUGCGGGAUUCGAAAGGGAAGUAUGCUCAAUUAAUAUGCAAUAUAUGUGCAAGUUCUAUAGAGAUUGGCAUGUAAAUUCUUAUGGAAUGCGUGGAAUUUUUCUGCACGAUCCAGUGAGCUUUAUGGCGGUAGUUCGGCCUGAUCUCUUCACGUACCGGAAGGGCGUAGUGAGGGUGGAGACUCAGGGCAUCUGCAUUGGCCACACCCUAAUGGACCAAGGCCUUAAAAGGUGGAAUACUCGCCUGUGGCAGUUGUUGCAUUUCGUCGAUACCACUAGAAUCAAUUCACGCAAUAGAGUGCAGUUCUCCAUUUCUACCAGAUGGAAUUCAAUGGCAUUCGCGACCUUGAUUCCGAGAAGCAAAUAUGGUCAGGUCAUGUUGUGUUUCUAGGCUAUGGCUUGGAGUGAAUGUUACCACAGACAAAGUGCUCCAUUUGGACCUCAUCCUCAUGGAUUCGAAGGGCAACGAUAUUUGGGUACAUAUCCCUCCUCUGUUGCAAGAGAAGUUCAAGCGAUUGCCAAAGGAACACCAUGUUUACGUUAUCAAGAACUUUGAUAUCAAUGCAACUUCAUUGACACACCGGCCUAUUUCCAAUCCGUACAUCAUGUUAUUCACUCGGAAGACGACUGUUGAACAUAUCACUGACAUUCCUUCCAUGCCUACCUUCAAGUUCACGUUCAUGAAAGCAAGUGAGAUGGCAAAUAAAGUGGAAGAAAAAACCAUCAUCGCAGAUAUUGUUGGCGAAUUAGUUCAACAUUCGACUCCCAUCACUACAAGCAAUAUUGCCGGGAAGUCCACUCGAAAAGAGCUGCAACUGAAGCGGAUUGAGAGGCAGGGCGUCGUAAGCCUUUUUCGCGCCGCUGCUUAAAACCCACUAUUUUCUUCGUCACCAUUUUUCCCUAUAAAGGACUGGCUGGCACUUGUUCUACUGUUCACUGUUAGCCGCUGCAGCUGCCUCCUUCCCAGUUGCCCAAACACACAAGAAAAGAAGAACUGGUUCGUUCACAUCCCGUCUCACAGCAGGUCGUGGCAAGCAAAGCAGCCAUGUCGGGUUUGUAUAAUCCAAACUUCUCACCAGCAAGAGCUGCUUCUCCUCAGAUUAGAACCACUCCUGAUGUCGACAGUCAGUACCUCUCUGACCUACUAGCUGAGCACCAAAAGCUGGGGCCUUUCAUGCAAGUUCUCCCCAUUUGCAGCCGGCUCCUAAAUCAAGAAAUCUUUCGAGUUUCGGGAAUGAUGUCGAACCAAGGGUUUGGUGACCUAGACAGAUUACGACACAGAAGCCCCAGUCCUAUGGGAUCUUCAAACCUUAUGUCCAAUGUUACAGGAACAGGGCUUGGUGGAUGGAAUAACCUUUCCCAAGAGAGAUUAAGUGGACCGCCACCUGGGAUGACUAUGGAUUGGCAAAGCGCACCAGCAAGCCCUAGCUCAUAUACUGUGAAGAGAAUUUUGCGUUUGGAAAUCCCUGUAGAUACCUUUCCAAAUGUAGGUUCAUUUAACUUUGUUGGACGGCUUCUGGGUCCGAGAGGCAAUUCUCUGAAACGGGUCGAAGCCACCACAGGCUGUCGUAUAUAUAUACGGGGCAAAGGAUCGAUUAAGGACCCGGACAAGGAAGAGAAGCUGCGGGGAAGACCAGGGUAUGAACACCUGAAUGAUCCACUUCAUAUCUUGAUCGAAGCUGACUUGCCAGCAAAUAUUGUGGACAUAAGGUUGAGACAGGCACAAGAGAUUAUAGAAGAGCUGCUCAAACCUGUGGAUGAAUCACAAGAUUUCAUAAAGAGGCAGCAGCUGAGGGAGCUAGCAUUGCUGAACUCAAAUUUCAGAGAAGAGAGUCCAGGACCAAGCGGCAGUGUGUCUCCCUUCAACACCAGUGGAAUGAAGAGGGCCAAAACAGGGCGCUGACGGAGCUCUUGUAUUCUAAUCUAGUCUCUGCUGUUUGGGGUGUCAUCUUUGUACUGGUCCCUUACCAUAUGGGUCAUGAUGGCUGGCAGGCUGGCCUGCCAAACUAUACCGUACCCCUGGCGGUUGCAUGCACCUGUAAUUAUACGCCUAUUUAUCUCCUCCAUACCAAAUAUAUAGGAAUGAAUGAACCAAGGGAAUGAACGUGCAGUAAAGGUCAUGAGUCGCUGGUUGCUUUUUCUUUAAGGUGAGAAGAUGAACAUGCUAACAGCUUGGUCUCUUGGUGGGCGGGUCUGCCUUAAUUUUUGUGAUUUUCUUUAUCUGAGAAAUCUCUACACAAGUUUGGGGGAGAUGAAAAGAGAAAGGAAGAAGGGACAGGGCAGGAGAAGAAGAAUCAUCAGAGAGGAUGAGUAUGUGUAGAAUCAAAUCGUCUCCAUGGGUUUGGUUGGUUGGUUGUCUCAGUAUAAGGUUAGGGUCAGGUGGUCUAAUUUUUUGGUUGAAUUUGCGUAUUUUAAUUCCUUUUAUUGGGUGGGGUUGGGGAACAGGUUUCUGUAAUAUUGAUAAUGCACUAAUUUGGAUUCAUUUUUGUGUCAUCAAAAUUUUGCAUGUUUGGUCUUAUAUGACAAUUAUAGGGUAAAUUGUAAGUUUGGUUGUUUACGUAAUUUGAAAUAUUUAUUUCCAAUGUUCGUCACUCGAAUUAGUAAAAUGGUU
Messenger RNA from Linum tenue, 3765 nucleotides. Lineage: Eukaryota; Viridiplantae; Streptophyta; Magnoliopsida; Malpighiales; Linaceae. The record is from the annotation of a GenBank genome assembly.